CCCGCUUUUCACAUUAGGUCAAAGCUGACUCCCCAGCGGCCUCGACCUAUCAACCGCCACCACCGACAUCACUGCCACCGACACCACCACCACCCCCACCCGCACAGAUACGUGCAUGAGCGAUUUCCACUGACGAGUCGUUGAUCGCGAGACUCGUGCCUCCCAGUCCUUGCUAUGCCUCUUCUGCAAACGGCGACUCUAUGCUGUGCGCAUAGCCGGCGAUAGAGGUCGCGAAACCCACGAGGAAGCCGCGCUCCACCCCAAGAGUGCGGGCUAGGUUUUCCGGGCUGCAGGCACGAUGUCUGCCCGAAGCAGCAUCAGUGUGCGUAGUGCAGACUUGAUGGAGUGGCAGGAAGAUCGGAAGAUCACCAUUCUCCCUGGCCGGCGCGCUUUGCCUUUUGAUCCUACUGGAAAGCUUUUUUACGAGGGAAGCUCUGGCAUAGGGUCGGUGUCGGAGGCCGAUUCUGGGGAGGAUAUUACAUCUGGUUCGGUGUUCACGGCUGAAGACGACGACGACGACGAUGAUGAUGCGCAGGGCCUGUCGCGCAGUCUCAUCCUGGCACCAGGCAGCGCAUAUGCUGCCGCACAUCGGCUAUCUCUCGCGAUCGAUCCGUCCGCCACGGAGCAAAUCCAGAUGCUCAGUGACUUCCUCGACCUGCACUUUUCCGUACCCAAGGCGAAAGCCAGCCUGCUCGAUCGUCAGUCCCACUUGCUAGCCCUUCCGGACAUUGACACUUCCUCCAAUCAAAUGCUUUCCGAUGCCCUACGCGCAAUAUGUCUCGGCCAUAUCGGCGAGCAUCAUCACGACGAUCGACUCGUCCAGCAAUCGCAAAUAUACUACGGCAACGUCCUGCGUGGCCUCGCGCAACUCGUCCCCCGACAGGACACCAAAAUCCCCCCCGCUGACAUUGUCACAUGCAUCUUGCUGCUCUGUGUGUACGCCGACUACACACCCAUGCCACAUCUUCAAUCCAACGCAUGGAAGGUCCACUACUGGGGCGCGCAUGAGUUCUUGAAAGCCAAAGGUCCUUCGAUCCUCUCCGUGUGCUCGCCUUGGGAUGUCGCGGUUUACAGAAAUAUCAAAGUGCCCACCUUCUUCAUCGGCAUUGCGAACAGACGAGCCAUCAUUUGGACGGAGCCAGAGUGGUUGGACUUCUCUGACACGUCUAUUCAAGUCAUGCGUACAAAAGUCAAUCGCUCACGAAGCAUGUUUGACCGCGUCGUGAAGCGCUUGCCCCAACUCCUGGAGCACUCCGAUGUCCUCCUCAGCAAGAAAGGUCAACAAAGCGCCGACACUGCCGAACGCCUCCUACACGACCUUCUAAGCUACUUAUCGACUCUGCAACAACUGCUCCAGAGCGACUCGGCCUUUGCAGAGUUCAAGAGCUGGAAAGACAGCGUGGAGACAUCCCAGCCCGGCCAAUUCAACGACGAGGUCGAAGAGCACGUGGUGCUGGUCACCAACCACACCUUCCAACGCUUCCAUCGCUUCCCGACCCCGAUGAGCUGCACGGGAUUCACCCUGUCGCUAUUGGAGUACUGGCUCUUCGGGCUCAUCGUAGAGUGCACCAUCCUCCGCAUCCUGCACUUCCUCCCCUCCGCAGAAGCACACCUUCAUCCCGCCACGGGCGCACAGAUAUUGCGCCACGCGCAGGACUCAGCAGAUCACCUCUGCAAAUCCGUCUACUCUCUCAGCCAAGUUCCGUCGCAGGGCAUGGCCGGCUUCCUCGACACGUGCAUGGCGCUGGUGGAGAAUUUCUACAGCGAGAUCGGCGCCAGCGCCGAGCUGGGAUGGGUGCUGGCCAUUCGGUGUGCCACGGCGCUGCGCGUGGAGCGGAUGCGGAAGUCGCAGCCGCGAACGCUGUGUAGGAUGGGCGAUCUUGCUGAUGAGAUUGGGGCGUCGGGCAGGUUUCGUAUGAGAGACCUGGGGCCUGGCGGCUGAAGGCGUCGUCUUGUUUGGAGAACAUCUCAAGGCUUCCGCAAUCCUUGCAGACCGCGCAUCGCUCACUCGCUACGGAGCCUUACACACGAAAAGGGUGCACUCCACGGAGUCUUGUCACCUGUUACAGUGCAAAGGGCGUCUGUUAAUGACGCCGACGAUGCUGGGCCACAUAUGACCCAGGUCAAUCCUCUUCGUGGUAGGGCAAGUCGGUUCUCGAAUGCGAAGGACUUGCUGGAGCACUCCUGUGAUGCCUCGAGCGAGACGGAAUUGGAACGAGAGCAGGUAGUUGAUAGCCGUACGAGCGUAUGUCUCGAGUGCAUUUGAGAAACCACUCACUUGAAGAUCAGAGAUCGUAAUACGUCCAGUUCACAUGCACUCCAUGCAAGGCUGUGGAGCUCCCAUGAUGAAAAGUUCAGCCCGUGCUCCAAUCUACGCGCCCCAUAAAAAUCUCACGACCGCCAACCUCAAAUCUUUCCCUCCGCAACA
Messenger RNA from Neohortaea acidophila, 2428 nucleotides. RefSeq lists its product as uncharacterized. The transcript has a single exon. Lineage: Eukaryota; Fungi; Ascomycota; Dothideomycetes; Mycosphaerellales; Teratosphaeriaceae. The record is from RefSeq and is a predicted model, not a curated record. Bases 299 to 1942 code for a protein of 547 amino acids.